Molecule: messenger RNA, 1862 nt
Organism: Peromyscus eremicus (cactus mouse)
Lineage: Eukaryota; Metazoa; Chordata; Mammalia; Rodentia; Cricetidae
Gene: Moap1
Product: modulator of apoptosis 1
Exons: 2
Coding region: 293-1354 (353 amino acids)
Biological process (GO): regulation of apoptotic process
Source: RefSeq, a predicted model, not a curated record
CGUGACGUCAGGCUGUCUCCACUGUGCCUCCGCCUACCACCUCUGCAUCAGACUGAGGUGGUUGUUCCCUGAGGCGGCUGCGGCGGUCGAUUUCCUGCCCUUCCCCGCACCGUGUACCCGACUACCGAGCUCGAGACGUAGUCCCCGGGUCUCAUCUGAAGCCCUCAAAGGCUCCUGGACCUCGGCGAGUUGAAGAGGCAAGUGCGCACAUCACUGUGAGUGGCGGAGGCGGCGGCGGCAGCGGCAGCGGCAGCAGCGUCCGAGGCGAACUAGGACUUAAAUACUCGGCAUCAUGACUCUGAGGCUCUUAGAAGACUGGUGCAGGGGCAUGGAUAUGAACCCGCGGAAAGCACUGUUGGUUGCCGGCAUCCCUACGACUUGCGGAGUGACAGACAUCGAGGAGGCCCUGCAGGCUGGCCUGGCUCCCUUGGGGGAAUACAGACUGCUUGGGAGGAUGUUCAGGAGGGAUGAGAACAAGAAUGUAGCCUUGAUAGGCCUUACAGUAGAGACUAGCAGUGCUCUGGUUCCCAAGGAGAUACCUGGAAAAGGAAGUGUCUGGAGAGUGAUCUUUAAGCCUCCUGAUUCUGAUAAUGAAUUUUUGUGCAGAUUAAAUGAGUUUUUAAAGGGAGAGGGCAUCACGAUGGGUGAAUUGACCAGAGUUCUUGGGAAUCGAAAUGACCCUCUCAGCCUAGACCAGGGCAUGAUCCCUGAAAUGCGAGCCCCCGUGCUGGCACAGGCAUUAGAUGAGGCUCUUAAGCCUACCCUGCAGAAUCUGAGGUACAAAAAGCUGAGUGUAUUCUCAGGCAGGGAUCCUCCAGGACCAGGUGAAGAAGAUUUUGAAUCCUGGAUAUUUCAUACUUGUCAGGUAAUGAGAACAUGGCACGUGUCAGAUAUAGAGAAAAGAAGGCGGUUGAUAGAGAGCCUUAGAGGCCCAGCAUUUGAAAUUAUUCGAGUCCUCAAGAAAAACAAUCCUUUCAUUACAGUUGCAGAAUGCCUGAAGUCUCUUGAGACAAUAUUUGGGAUUAUUGAUAGUCCUAGGGCAUUGCAGGUCAGAUACCUUACUACUUAUCAGAAGGAUAAUGAAAAGCUAUCUGAAUAUGUUCUAAGGUUGGAGCCUUUAUUACAGAGAUUGGCACAGAAAGGACUAAUUGAGAGAGAAGUUCUGAAUCAGGCCCGUCUAGACCAAAUCGUUGCAGGGGCAGUCCACAAGACAGUUCGAAGAGAGCUUGGACUGCCUCAGGGUGCAGCCCCAACCUUACUGCAGUUACUGGCAAUGGUAAAUGAUAAGGAGGCAGAGGAGGAGGAAGAGGAGGAAGAUGCCCUUCAGGCUGAAUUAGAAGGGUGUUUCACUUGACCCCAGACCAGCAAGGAUGUUAUGAUGAGCAGAACAUGAUGGAGAAAUUCAUUUCAGUGAACAGCUCAUUCCCACCUUGUGCUGCCAAUGUGUUACUGACAUGGAAAAUGUCAUUCUACAUUGAUGCUUAUUUAAAUCAAACAAUCAGUCAUUCUGAUUCUAGUCAUUCUAGUGCAGUGUUCCAGAAGGCCACACAAAGUUCAUCUGUACGUCCAGUAGUUGUGUGUGACCUUGUUAUCAGUUCCAAGUUCAAAGUGUUGCCCACAUUUAUGGUGAAGACCCUAAGCCAAGGCUGGCUAAGAUAUUUAGGGUUUCUUUCUUUCUUUUUUUUUUUUUAAUAAUCAGUUAUUGAUUCUGUGCAAUAAAAAAGCAAAAUUGAAUGCUGAGGCUGAGUCUACAACAGCUAUCUUUAGGUUUGUGAUAUAGCUGAUGUGUUGUCAGAGUGUCUGGUUUUAAAUGUCAUUUUCUUGGUGUUAUAAAAUUGAAUAAAGAAAUGCUAAUAAUAGAA